AUGAAAGCCACACUGCCAGAUGUCUCCUGCUUCAAGCUGCAUGGGAAUGGCUGUUCUCAAGGGGGGAUAUCCGAGCCAGCUUCCUUAGAAAGCAAUGGCCUGUCCACGCCUCCUCCUGAAAGUAGUUCAGAGGAGUGCCGACCUGAAGGCGACAAUGUGAGCAAGAAGUCUUUUCACGCACAUGCAUAUGACCCUAUCAUUGCGGUUAUUGGCGUUGGCUAUAUCGGCCUCGAGCUUGUAUCUGCGUUCGCCAGGGUGUACAACAACGUCAUCGCCUUUGAUAUCAACAGUCAGCGCAUCGAAGAGAUCCGCGCGGAUUUAACCAACAAAAAUGUAAAAGCGACAAGCAACCCUUCCGAUAUUGCCAUGGCUACACACUUCUUGAUAUGUGUCCCCACCACACUCCAUCACGGCUGUAUUGAUACGACACCCUUGCAGAGCGCAAUUAGCAUACUGUCGGAAUAUGCCCGUCCCGGAUCAACGGUGGUUAUCGAAAGCUCAGUCGCUGUGGGCAUGACACGACAGCUGCUGAAAGAUGUUAUGAGAUCGUGUGGCCUCAUGGCUGGCAUGUCUCCGGAGCGAGUCGAUCCAGGUCGAAUCUCCCCUGCAUUUGAAGAUAUCCCCAAAGUCGUCUCUGGUUUGGAUGAUAUCGCACCUGGAUCGUUAAAAAGCAUAGAAAAUUUGUACGAGAAAGUUUUCCGUGAUCUAGUUCCAGUCUCGUGUCCCGAGGUGGCAGAGAUGACGAAGUUGUACGAGAACUGUCAACGCAUGGUUUGCAUUGCCUAUGCAAAUGAGAUGGCAGAUGCAUGCCAAUCCAUCGGCAUAAGCGCUAUGGAGGUUUUCACGGCAGCGGCCACAAAGCCGUUUGGGUAUCAAUCGUAUUUCCCGGGACUGGGGGUUGGCGGAAAUUGUAUCCCUGUGAAUCCAUAUUACCUCCUGUCUACCUCUAAGCUUCCUCUGCUGCAGGCAGCCACGGAGGAAAUGACCAAGCGCCCCAAAAAACUGGGAAACCGAGUGAUGAAGAAGUUUUACUGUAAUCAAGCCUCCAGCACAACGCCACGGGUUGCACAGGCCCGAGUCCUUGUCGUUGGUGUAGGGUUCAAGCGUGGACAAUCCGUUCUCAGCAACUCUCCUGGACUUGCACUUAUCCAGCAUUUGAGGCAUGAAUGGGAGGCAUACGUCGAAUACGCCGAUCCUCUGGUUUCGCAGGAAGCGUUGCCAUUCAUUCCAAAACUAGAUGAAGUGAGGCGAUGGAAUGAAAAGUCGUUAACAGAAGAAUUCGACAUCGUUCUAGUCGCGGUUGACCAGCCGGGGCUGGAUCUCACGGUUCUACGAAAGUUGGAUGGGGUUUUGGUCGAGAAUUUCACGUCUUCCGUGGCGGCCGGGUGGUCCCAAUAG
Molecule: messenger RNA, 1398 nt
Organism: Aspergillus caelatus
Lineage: Eukaryota; Fungi; Ascomycota; Eurotiomycetes; Eurotiales; Aspergillaceae
Product: nucleotide sugar dehydrogenase
Exons: 1
Coding region: 1-1398 (465 amino acids)
Biological process (GO): polysaccharide biosynthetic process
Molecular function (GO): oxidoreductase activity, acting on the CH-CH group of donors, NAD or NADP as acceptor; NAD binding; oxidoreductase activity, acting on the CH-OH group of donors, NAD or NADP as acceptor
Source: RefSeq, a predicted model, not a curated record